This is a messenger RNA of Scatophagus argus, 1433 nucleotides long. It is a transcript of the gene fkbpl, whose product is annotated as FKBP prolyl isomerase like. NCBI's taxonomy places the organism in Eukaryota, Metazoa, Chordata, Actinopteri, Scatophagidae. The record is from RefSeq and is a predicted model, not a curated record. Bases 192 to 1310 code for a protein of 372 amino acids. Gene Ontology annotation, molecular function: protein binding. The transcript is spliced from 4 exons.
ACAAUGGGUGGCACUAAUGCGCCUAUGAGCUGGCUUCUCACACGCCAUUAUGAAUGAAGAAGAAGAAGAAGGGCGCUGGGAGUAGUAGAAGAAGAGUACCUGACGUUUGUCUUUAAUCUAACCAGUUGACAAGUUAUGAGAUUCUGAUUGAUGGGAUAGCUAGUUCCGACUCUCAGACUCGUAUAUGAGGGAUGGAUGAGUGGAUGGAUCAGUCUUCAGAGACGGUGCAUGAUGACGGUGGUCAUGAUGGCGUGUGUGUCACCUCCUGGAUUUCGGUGUGUCCCAGAGGCCUUUGGAAAGUCCAGCUAAAGCGAACAGGAGAGGGGAUUCAACAGACUCCAGUUAAUUCUGGAGAUGAUGCGUCGUGCCCGUCCAGUUACUGGCCAAGGUUGGGUUCACUGUGUCGAGUUCGAGUGCGGCUCAAAGCUGAAAGGGUUGAAGAAGAGAGUUCAGUCUGUGAAAAGGGAAAUGAGAAGGUGUCCGACACUGAGGCGACAGAAGAGGUGGCCUCAGCCUUCCCGAGGUGUCAGGACUCUGUGCUGCAGGUCCCACUGGGUGACUGGACGACACUGAGGCUUGGGGAGGGUCAGUGUGAUAUCACAGAAACGUGCAUGGAGAGGAUGAAAGCAGGAGAGAAAUGUGAGAUUCUGAUUUCUCCAGUGGAAAAUGGACCAGAUGUUCCCCAUCCAGCUGAGGAAAACCUGCCUUUGUGUGUCACGGUUGAACUGAAAACUUUUACGCCAGGCAAGGAAUCCUGGGAGAUGGCUCCUGGUGAAAAGUGGGAGUGGGUGAAGUCACACAAAGAGAGGGGUGGAGUGAGAUUUAGGAGUGGAGACGUGUGGGGUGCAGCUGACAGCUAUAGUCGAGCCCUCAGACUUCUCAUCACUCUCUACGGCCACGUCAGAGAGGUGAAGACAAAAGGACAAGAGCGGGAAACGGAGGAGCAGAGAGACACUAACACUGGUGAUAAAACACAGUGCCUUCCUUCAGCUGAUGAAUUCCAAAUAACCAAAGCGGAGCUCCACUCAAACCUGUCCCUGUGCCAGCUCAAACUGAAUCAGCCAGAGCAGGCUAAGGCCAGUGCAGCUAAAGCUACUCAGCUGGAACCCAGUGGGGCUAAAGCCUGGUACCGACUGGGCCAAGCCUGCCAGAUGGUGAAUGAACUGGAGGAGGCCAGGCAAGCAUUUAGGAAACUUCUGGAGUUACAGCCAGACUCGCCUGCUGCUUUGAAGGCUCUUAAAAACAUAGCAAGUAAAGAGAAAGAGACGAACGCACAGUUGGGACUCAAACUCAGCAAAAUGUUCAGCUGAAUAUUCAUUAUUAUCAAAUUAAUAUCAGUUAUUGUUGUUGUCGUUUUGAGAAUGCAUGUUUUUCUCCCAUCUCUAUGCUGCAUUCCUGAAUGUAAUUUAUAAAUAAAACCCACAUGUCAAAAA